Mauremys reevesii (Reeves's turtle) is the source of this 3299-nucleotide messenger RNA. It is a transcript of the gene FAXC, whose product is annotated as failed axon connections homolog, metaxin like GST domain containing. The record is from RefSeq and is a predicted model, not a curated record. Gene Ontology annotation, cellular component: cytoplasm. The transcript has 7 exons. NCBI's taxonomy places the organism in Eukaryota, Metazoa, Chordata, Testudines, Geoemydidae. The coding region runs from base 1135 to 2355 and encodes 406 amino acids.
GCCUCAGAGUCGCUGGUAUAAGCCUUCCAUGGAUGGUUAUACUAGUACUGCAGCCGGGUUCAUCUGUGGCAACACCACACUUGAGAAUCUGGUCCCUGAAUGUAAACCUGUCACACCCUCCAAAAAUGGGACCUGUUAUCAGGUCCUCCAUGUUUAAGUAAAAUUGUCACAAUUUAAACAGUCACUUUCCUAGCAGUAAGCUGCAGUUAUCAGGCCAGCAGUUUGUUUACAAUCUGUCAUAGAAUCUCAGGUCUGUAAAUGGCACAAUCCUUCAACUAUUUCACGGGGCUGAUGAGAGGUGUAGUUAGUAAAAAGCUAUUCUGCUCUGAAAUGUGAGUCUCUAAACAAAAUUGCAUUGCAUGUGUCCAUGAUCAUCUGUCCCCAAUUUUUUUUUUGUCAAAUGUGGUCAGUUUACACAUAAAGAGAGAAGUUUGUUUUAUUUUCCUAACUGCAGUCCUGCAAACUCAGCUUGGGAUCUGAAAGUCAGUUGGGUCCUCUUUGUCAUGCAUCAUCACCUGUAAAAGGUUCAGCAGCUCAAAUUAUCCUCUCUGCUCUGUGUAAUCCCCUUGCCUUCACUGGCCUCUCACAGGUGCAACUGGCCUUGUAAUUGGAAUUUAAUAGAUGAUCUGAUGCCCAAAAAAGUAUAGAAUUCAGUUUGAUUGAUCGAUUUUGGCUUUGCAAUGGUAUUGUCAGUAAUUAAUAGUUUUGUUUUGUUUUUUAAGGCCAGAAGCAACUGGUAUGAUAAUCUACUCUGACCAUAUGCAUAACAGGCCAUAGAACCACACCCAUCAAUUUUGGCAUCCAGCCCAUAACUUCUCUUUGAGCUAUAGCAUUUCUUUUAAAAAGAUGUCCAGUCUCAAUGUAAAGGCUUCAGGUAAUAGAGAAUCCACCAUAGCCCCAGGAGCAAUGACAUCACCCAGCCUCCUGGAUGCGAAGAGACAAAGGCGAGAGGCAGCUGCAGAAGGAGGCGGCUGCUGCUGCUGCAGAGAUCACCACGGAGACCCAGCACCGCUGCUCCAUCCCCUCCUGGCCCGCCGCUGAGCUGAGCGCGCCGGCUGGCUCCAAGCAGCCCUUGCCCAUGCAGACUGCCCCGGCGAGCGGCGGGGGGAAAGGGAGCAGCAGGCAACGCGCAGCAUGCACUGGGGUGUUGGUUUUGCCUCCUCCAGGUCCUGUGUGGUUGAGCUGAGCCGGAAUCAGAGCCUCACCCUCGGCUGGUGUGCAGGGUCCGAAGAGCACUUCUCCUUUUAUGGGGACAUCAUCGCUUUCCCUUGGCAGGAUUACGGUGGGAUCAUGGCAGGGCUGGGUUCUGAUUCGUGGUGGAAGAAAACCCUUUAUUUGACUGGGGGAGCCCUGCUCGCUGCCGCGGCGUAUCUGCUACAUGAACUCCUGGCAAUUAGGAAAGAGCAAGAGGUUGAUUCCAAAGAUGCUAUUAUACUGCAUCAAUUUUCAAGACCUAACAAUGGUGUUCCCAGUUUAUCUCCUUUUUGUUUGAAAAUGGAAACUUAUUUAAGGAUGGCUGAUUUACCCUACCAGAACUAUUUUGAUGGAAAACUUUCCCCUCAAGGGAAAAUGCCCUGGAUUGAAUACAAUCGCAAAAAAGUAUCUGGCACUGAGUUCAUUAUUGACUUUUUGGAAGAGAAACUCGGAGUGAAUUUAAAUAAAAACCUUGGUCCACAUGAAAGAGCUGUUUCCAGAGCAGUGACAAAAAUGGUGGAGGAGCACUUCUAUUGGACAUUAGCUUAUUGCCAGUGGGUGGACAAUCUCCACGAGACCCAGAAGAUGCUUUCAUGCCGUGGCCCCUUUAGUGACCUGCUGAAGUGGAUUCUGUGCCACCUAACAAAAGGAAUUGUGAAACGAGAAAUGUACGGCCAUGGCAUCGGCCGCUUCUCGGAGGAAGAGAUAUACCAGCUGAUGGAGAAAGACAUGCGGUCACUAGCAGGUCUCUUGGGUGACAAGAAGUACAUCAUGGGACCAAAGCUUUCCACUCUCGAUGCCACUGUCUUUGGGCACCUGGCUCAAGCAAUGUGGACAUUACCAGGGACUAGACCUGAGAGACUAAUCAAAGGUGAACUGAUUAACCUUGCUAUGUACUGUGAAAGAAUAAGGAGGAAAUUCUGGCCAGAGUGGCACCAGGACGACGAUAACACCUUGUACGAAUCUGAGGAAAGUAGUGAAGCUAGCAAGACUCACACCCCAUUGCAGGACUUCAGCUUUUAUUCAAGGACAGAAACAUUUGAUGAGGAGGGGACAGAGAACAGUAUUUCCCAAACCCCUGAUACGGAUUAUACUGGACACUCUCUCUUUGAUUCUGAUGUGGACAUGGAUGACUAUACAGAUCACGCACAAUGCAAGUGAUGUAUCCAAGCACUUCUCCGUUUGUGUCAGAAAUGCCACUUCUUGGGACCAGUCCAACUUUCCCACGUUCAUGCCAGUGUGGAAGAGAUCAUUGUGCUUGACACAUUUCACAUGCUACCUGGACUAUUUCACCCUUAUUUCAUUUUGUAAAUCCAUUCAGAUGGAGCCUAGGUUAAACAAUUAGAACAAAAAUAGGCAAACAAGAGAUCCAUAGGGUAGAAGGAUCUUAGGCCUACAUAUUGCUCCCACUGAAAACAGAUUCCAAAAUAAUGUGAGUAAACCUACCACAGGUGGAGAAGAGAGGUCACGAGAGCUGCUUACUGUUGAGUUUUUCAUCUUCACAGUGGGGGGUUGACAGAAAGGGAAAAGGGUUUAUUGGAAUUCCCCUCUCCCUCCUUGGUAAGCAGUGAUUGCACUGUAUUAAUGCAACAGGAUGCCAGGGCAACUUUACUCAACAGCUUCUUGCACUCUGAGUGUGUACACUACGCAUGAGUGUGUAUUUGAGAGGAGUAGGGGUUUGGUCUCCAGUGCUUUCACAGAUUGUCCAUCAAUAAAGGCAAGAAGAAAAUGUGCUCAUGCAAAAAGCAACAUUUUAUAAUUCCUAUUCUGUACAAUAGCUUGAAAUCUUUCAGUUUUAUAACUUUUUUUUAGUUGAAAGGAAGACUUCAAAGUAUUUUAAAUUAUUAUCUAACAAUCCCCUAGAAGAUUGUUUAGGAGUCUUGGCUAAACCCCAUCUCAGGUAUAUAUACUCUGCCCGUCCAAAUUCCCUUUGCAGUUUCAAUUAUGUCAAGUGUUCUUUCCACUUCCUGCUGCGAACUGUUGUUUGGUCUUGCUAGAUACUGUAAAGUUAAACACCUAGAGUGCACCUCCCCAGAGUCAACUGCACUGCAGUGCUGGACACUUCAGUCUCUAUAGAAGGGAUCAGCAACCUUUGGCACGCAGCC